CGCCAUUGCUUAGGAACGUCAUUGCUUAGAACGAAAAAACAUCGCAGACAUCGCUGUGAAGUUUAAGCAUGUGGAUUCCUUUAGCCGUAUUUUUCCUGGCUUGUGUCCUUGCAGACGACCAAGGGCCACGGCUAAACUUGUUCGUGCGGCGCUACGAGCCUCUCUAUUACCGACCCGAACGGAUGGGUGGAGGUCACGCUCGGGCCAAGCGCUCGGUCGGCGCUGGCAGAAGCGGGCAUGUCAAUGUGCAACUCCGAACCAGUAAGCGGGCGCUGAAUCUCCGGCUCACUCCUGAUAGUUCCGUGUUCCACAAAGACUUGGUCGUAGAGUCGUCCACGGAAGGAGUGGUCCAGGUCGAUACGAGCCAUAUUUACAGCGGAUCCGUUGUCGGCCAACCUCGUAGCCGCGUGUUCGGCUCACUGCACGGCGGAAUCUUCGAAGGCAGCAUCCACACCGGCUCAGGGGACAGCCUUUACGUAGAGCGGUCGGAGAAGUUCUUCAACAGCAGUCAGCCGUUCCACUCAGUACUCUACUCGGCCGACGAUGUCGAGAUUCCCGCUUCUCGCGGCGGAGGCCCCUGGUGUGGUCUGCAUGGCAGCACCGAAAAGUGGAUGAAAGACAUGCUUCGCAGGUUCCGUCGCGGUUCGCGCACGGAGAGACAGAGCCACAAGCACGGUCACGUCGGACGCAAGCUGCAGGCUGUAGCCGAAGUAAGUAAGGAGGAAAAAAACGACAACGAGCCCCAAAUAGCCGCCGGCAGCGAUGCGGACCAUGACGUGGCCAAACGCGACGUCGGCUACAAGGGAGAACUCGAAUACGAAGACGACGAAGACCGCCGGGACACACGGUACGACGACGUCGACGACGCCGCGGAAAGUGGCACGCAGGCAAACAAGCUGGGACGCCACCGCCGUCGUCGUGGUCGUGCGGCCUCAGCGUCGCGUCGCGUGUGCAACCUCGAGAUCACCGUGGACCACACGCUGUUCGAGCGAAUCUACCAGGAUGAGAAUUCGCUCCCUUCUACGCGACAGAAGCUCAUCGCCGCCGUCGCCUUCAUGGUCGAGAAAGUGAACAGCAUUUACGGGAGCACGAGCUUCGGCGGUGUUGAAGACCUCCACUUCCUUGUUCAGCACGUUGUGAUAGAUGAGCCGGGCGAAUGCGUGGGUUUCAAGAAGAGCCCUUUCUGCACCAAGGCCCUGGACGCUGCAUACGCACUUUUUCUCGUGUCUCUUGAGCCCCGAGACGACUACUGCCUCUCGUACAGACUCAACUACAGAGACUUCAUGGAUGGCACACUAGGACUCGCCUGGAUUGCCAGUGAAGAAGUGGGUACCGGUGGAUUCUGUGAGCGCUACCGUACAGCCAUUGAACUGGACCCUCUCGGCGACAAGUACGUGCAGACCAAGCUCAGUUUAAACACCGGAAUCACUACCCUGUUCAACUACAACCACUACGUGGGCAUACACGUGGCGUCACUUACGCUCGCCCAUGAGAUCGGACACAGCUUCGGUGCACCCCACGAUCAUGGCAGCGGGUGCGACCCGUCGGGUCCAGACGGCAAGUACCUCAUGUACGAGUCCGCAACCAAGGGAAAUGCGCCAAACAACGACAAAUUCUCGUCGUGUAGCAUUCGCAACAUCAGCGCCGUCCUGGUGCCUGUCAUCGUGGGCAAUUCGAACCGCGAAAACUGCUUCCAGAGACACAGAGGCCCCAUCUGUGGCAACAACAUCGUGGAGGGCACCGAGGAGUGCGACUGUGGCAUGGACGAGAUCGAGUGCACCGACAAUUGCUGCCACCCACGGCACGGAGAAGACAGCCCGCUUGGCUGCCUGCUCAAGGAAACAGCGGCGUGCAGUCCUACUGCAGGUGUUUGCUGUUCCGUUGACUGCCAAGUGGCCGCCGAGGGAAAACUGUGCAGCAAUGAAACCGAAUGCACGGAAGCCUCAUACUGCGAUGGGCAGAAUGCGGCGUGUCCCAAGGCAGCGGCCAAGGCCAACAUGACUGCCUGCAACAAGAACACGCAGGUGUGCAUCGCCGGCGAGUGCUCGGGUUCCAUCUGCGAGAAGUACGGCCUGGUCGAGUGCUACCGCAGCGGGGCUGAGCUCAGCGUCGACGAGCAGUGUUUGCUAACGUGCCAGGAACGAGGCUCGCGGAGCUGCAAACUGGCCUGCGCAUUCCCAGCGAUGGCGAGCCACUGCGGUGCCAAGCUACAGCCGGGUUCCCCUUGCAACGGGCUGCGCGGCUACUGCGACGUGUUCCACAAGUGCCGUCCCAUCAACCCGAGCGGCUUCAUAACGAGCCUGAGCGGCUUCCUCUUCGGCGGCGAGCCCUUUGCCGUUCUGUAUGAGUUCAUCGCGCAUCACCCGUUCAAGGCGACCUUCGUCAUUCUGGGAUCGUCGUGGCUGACGGUGCUCGUGAUCCGCUUCUUGGCGCUGCACACGCCGAGCAACAACCCCGUUAAGAAGGCGCCGCUCAAGCUCAAGGACACGCUCAAGCACCCCGUGAACGCCAUCGUCAACAAUUGACUCCAACAAUGUGGCCACUUUCCCCGACGGACAUCCUCUGGCAGGAAGAAGUUGCGGACGGCCGUCGGUAUACAGGACAGUCUUGGUGAACGAACUGAUGUGCAACUACACACCGGCUUAGAAAUGAUCUCUAUUUUUCCAGCAAGUUGUCAAUGUUACCAGAGACGACUCUACGUGCGACGAUAAACUGGAACUGCGAUUAGCUUAUAUGUUUAAUUUAUCCGCUGAGCGAGUAUUGCGGCGGACUUUCUGCACUAAACAGCAAGAUGGGGCUCAGACAGCACUCCGUCGUCUCCAAGUUGUAUCAAACAAAAUUUGUUCUUGAAACUCA
This is a messenger RNA of Dermacentor albipictus, 2856 nucleotides long. RefSeq names its product disintegrin and metalloproteinase domain-containing protein 10-like. Gene Ontology annotation, biological process: Notch signaling pathway; membrane protein ectodomain proteolysis. Gene Ontology annotation, cellular component: plasma membrane. NCBI's taxonomy places the organism in Eukaryota, Metazoa, Arthropoda, Arachnida, Ixodida, Ixodidae. The record is from RefSeq and is a predicted model, not a curated record. Gene Ontology annotation, molecular function: metalloendopeptidase activity.